CUCCCUCCCCUCGCUGCUUCUCCUGGGGAUCUCAAGGCGGGGACGAGCGGGUACCUGUGGGGACUCGCCCCAGACUGCGGCGUCCAGGCCCAGCUGCUCGGCGCAGAGGGCUUCGGCCCGGCUCCGGGCGGCGCGUCUGCAGCGGGAGGCACACUAGAUGCUAUUGCACAUGUCAGUUAUAGAGUGUUAACUGUUGCUUCGUCUUUAUCAACACGUGUGCAGAAAGUGUUUCCUGGAGCAGCAGUGUUAUUCAUGUACUUCACAAGUACAUCUACUGCCCAGACUACUGACUGUCUGCACUUGAGAGAGAAAUGUAUAAAUGCUGCAAAUGGCUGUGAGAGUGUCUGGAAUGUUGUUGAAGAUGUCUGCAAUAUUUCAGGUAAUAGAUGCAAGGCAGAAGACGCUAUUGGAUGUAAUAGAAUCAUCCAGGUCCUGGCUGAUGAAUACCCAGAAUUUAAAAACUGUCUCUGCACUACAGACAAUUUCUGUAGCAUCACGACUUUGCUUGGGAAACAGUGCAGCAUUGAUGAAGAAUAUUUGGAAACUUCCUCAAGAUCAGAUACUGAAUUGAGUUUUAAGCAAUACAGAAACCCCAAAGAUGAAAGACACCCAGAAGAAUCAGAGAACGACUGCAGUAUUGCAAAACAACACUGUCGAGAGGACCCUUACUGCUUUUUGGUGUACAAGAGCUUCCAGCGAGCAUGCCAGCUGGAUGCAGCAAAAUGCAGGCUCCCAGUGGUCAACCAGGAGUGUUUGUCAGCGUGGAAAGAACUGAGGAAAACAGUGCUGGGAGAGUGUAAGUGCUCAAAGCCACUUCGGAGGAGAUGCGUUAAAAUAUGGAAGGGAAUAUUUAACAACUCUUGUUUACAACACUCUCAAGAGAGCCAAGCUUCAGCAGCUAGUGAAAAUGAUGAUGAAGAUGAUGAUGAUGAUGAUGAGAAAAAUCACGACACUGAUGCAGAUAAUCUUGGUACAGAAGCAAAAUUACAAUGGAGUUUAUCUGCUCUCUCCAAACAAGCAUACACAGCAAACAGAACCUGUUUGGAUGUGAACAAGGAGUGUGUUGAAGAUGAAGUAUGUAACAAACAGUUGUCCCUGUACCUUAAGAUUUGCUCAGUAAAUAAGAAAUGCAACAUGGAAGAAUGUCAAGCAGCCAUAAGGUUCUUCUAUCGAAACAUGCCUUUUGAAGUCGCCCAAAUGAUGACAUUUUGUGAUUGUAUCCAGCCUGAUGAAUCCUGCCACAAAGCCAAAGAACUUCUCCAUGGCAAACCCUGUGCAGUUACUGCAGUUCCACCUCUAUCAUGUCUGAAAGUAAUCCACAUGUGUGAAGAGAAUGAAUUGUGCAGGAAAACAUACACAACUUUUCGGUCAAAAUGUUGGAGACAUGUGACAAAAAAAUGCUACAAUGAUGAAGCUUGUCUUGAAACUUUAAUCAAGGGUGACAUGCCCUGUUCUGCAAACCCUGAUUGCAAAGCAGCUUACAUUAGCAACUGGGGCACGAUGCUGCGCAUGGAGUGUACCUGCCAGAAUUUACCUCCAGCGGAGCAGUCUUUGUGCCAGCUCUUUCUUCACAUGCUUCACAGCAAAUCCUGCUUCAGUGCAUUACGUGAGUAA
Leptosomus discolor (cuckoo roller) is the source of this 1614-nucleotide messenger RNA. Lineage: Eukaryota; Metazoa; Chordata; Aves; Leptosomiformes; Leptosomidae. The record is from RefSeq and is a predicted model, not a curated record.